This is a messenger RNA of Didymodactylos carnosus, 657 nucleotides long. NCBI's taxonomy places the organism in Eukaryota, Metazoa, Rotifera, Eurotatoria, Philodinida, Philodinidae. The record is from the annotation of a GenBank genome assembly.
AUGAAACUACAGUUUUCCAAAUAUCAUUCACGAUUUCUAAAGAGUUGUGCACAGCUUGUUCAAGAGAUAUGGCCAUUGGAGGAUGAUUUAGUACACGCAUCUCAACCUCAUCAUUUAUUUUAUUACUAUGUAAGAAAUUGUGUCGAUAAUUCAACUUAUACGGAUUUAAUUGUUGAUGAGGAAAAUGAUGAGCGUAUUUUAGGUAUUCUGGUGGGCGAUCAUGAAAGCCAUAGAUCAUGUCGAUCAAUGAUAAAAAAUUUUAGAAACUGUGUAAUUUUAUAUAAACAUAUUCUUUGUGGUCAUCUUGGAAAACGUUUUGUUGCUUUGGAAGUUGUCGAUGAAAUGUCAACGAUCAGCAAACGUAUUGAGGACGAAUGUGAAGAGUUUGAUAGCGAAAUAAAUUUACUUGUUUUAAGCAAAGAUUUACAAGGAAAAGGCUAUGGACGUUUAUUAAUGGAGCGUUACAUAGAAUUUUGUAAAAAUGACAAAAACAUAAAAAGUAUUUUUGUUUGGAGUGAUAUCUCCUGCAAUUAUAAAUUUUAUGAACAUUAUGGUUUUCGUUUAUACAAACAGUUUUACGAUGAUCGACUUACAGCACAUGAUGAUAAUAGAGAAGAUAAACCAAAUGCAUUUAUAUAUUACAAAAUCUUAACAUAA